Molecule: messenger RNA, 2950 nt
Organism: Rhipicephalus sanguineus (brown dog tick)
Lineage: Eukaryota; Metazoa; Arthropoda; Arachnida; Ixodida; Ixodidae
Product: GTP-binding protein Rhes-like
Exons: 5
Coding region: 1-879 (292 amino acids)
Molecular function (GO): GTPase activity; GTP binding
Source: RefSeq, a predicted model, not a curated record
AUGGGUUACCCCCGUGAAGGCGUGCGGAACUCUCCCAAAGUGAGGCCACGCUUCUCGCCCAAUCGGAGUUCGACGCCGAGCCGGUCAAGCCGGCAUUCAUUCUCUGUAGACUGUGGCGACGUGGUGCCUGGCAUGAGCCCUCACGGUUCCCUGCGCGGUCGCAGUGCCGGCACCGGCUCCUUCCUCAGCGUGACCGGUUCGCACGAGAAGACCAGUUCCAGCGCCAGCGUGAGCCCCGACGCGUCGGCGACCAACAAGUACCGGCUCGUCGUGCUGGGCGGUCCUCGUGUCGGCAAGUCGGCCAUCGUGCACCGCUUCCUGCACGACAGGUUCUUGCACGACUACAGCGCCACCGUCGAAGAGUUUCACCGCGGCGAGUACGACGUCGGUGGUGGCGCCACCGUAGCUCUCGACAUCCUCGACACCGGCGGGAGCUUCGAGUUUCCCGCCAUGCGGCGCCUCGCUAUCGACUCCGGCGACGCCUUCCUUCUGGUGUACGCGAUCGACGACCGCGACUCGUUCGAGCUGGUGCGCAAGCUGCGCGACGACGUGCUGGCGGCGCGCAAGGCGCCCCCUAUCGUCGUGGUGGGUAACAAGACCGACCUCGAGUCGCAUCGCCAAGUGCAGUCGCAGAUGGUCGAGCCGAUCGUCUGCAUAGACUGGGAGCACGGCUGGGUCGAGUGCUCCGCAAAGGACAACACAAACAUCGCCAGGGUCUUCCAGGAGCUGCUGGCGCAGGCGCACUUCAAGAGCAAGGUUGCCAAGGCGACGCAGAGCCGGCGCAUGUCCCUUCCCGUGAACAGCUUCAGCCGGGACCAACUGAGCCCGGUGUUCAGGCCCAAGGGUGCACGGAAGAGGACGAGCUGCGCAGUCUCCUAAGGCAACGACACGGGAAGGACCAACCGGGAAUCUCCGCAGUCAGAUGUCAUCCUCACCCAGAUUGUCCAACCCAUGUCAGGUUGAUGUUUUCACUGUGAGCAGGCAGAAGGGUUGCAAUACUCUACGCGUCACCGAGUCACGUGAUUUGCCGAGCGCUAACAGCGAUUCCUACUUACUGUUCUCUCUCUCUCUCUCUCUCUCUCUCCGCGAAUGUUGUCCUUCUAUCUUUCUGUGCCGCUUCUGGUGCUCGGUAUUUGAGCUUGAGCCACGAUGCAACGCAGCUUGGAGAAAGAAACUGUAUAACCUUUUUUUUUUCAAAAGUAAUUUUCCAUAAUCUAUAGACAGUCUACAGACGACUUUCUGUGGUGGAUAUAAAUAUUUCACACGUGCCCCACGAACUGAUUGGACACACGUGAGUCCCGAGUUUUUGUCAGUGGAUGCCUGCAGACUUUCCACAAUGAACCUGUGUUGAUGUUAACUGUAAAACACCAAUUAAACCAGACGAAACAGACUCAUUAUCUCCGCCUUGUCUACCCCUUGCGUAAGAUGUUGUUAAUAUGUCUUUGCGUCAUGCGUUGACGACGACGUGAGGGCGUCAGUUCAGUACGUGUUAAAAAGCAAUGAAAUAUUACGCUGAACUUUGCAACGGUCACACCGUGACGCUGUCAUCAGUGAGGAUUUUCGCUCGCGAGAAGCAAAAACAUGCUGCAUCGAGAGUCUGCGGACAAUCUAUAGGCUGCUGUUUCUAUCCUGUUUUGUAAUGUCCGUCAGACGUAGUCAUAGCGUUCCUGCUCGUCGCAUGCCGCGAAAUAACAGGCUUCAUCUGACUACAACCACGUAUCUCAUGCAACUGUUUGUACUCUCGCUCUCGCGCCCACUGUACGUAUGUAAUGUACGCCUUCCUAAAGCUAACUUAGCUAUAUCCCUUCAACUCAUUCAAGCGGCAGUGGAAAAAAAAAAGGUUACAGAAGAAAGAAGUCUAUAUUAACACUUCACGCCGUCAAAUCACAAGUAUAUCCUUUGCCUUUGAGUACUACGGUUUAAAGUUUGGAAUGUAAGUGUGGUAUAUUUGUUCCUCGUUAUGUUCUGACACGUUGUUUUCCGGCAGCCCCGAAAGCAAAUCUCUUUUCAAGCUCAUUCGAGUUUGAAUGUACCUCCCGUCCUCUAUCGCUAGCCUCCGCUUGUGCUAAAGUUACUUUUUUUGCGGACUCCGUUCAGAUACUGCUUCGCGCUGUCUUAUCUGACCUUGGUUUCUUUUCGCGCCCAGAACACUCGUCGAAUGAAACGUCGCCGUUAUCCUUAAGAGCAGCAGGAUUUCCAUAAAAAAACUUUGAGCCUGGGUGCCCACAAUACAUCGGUAAUCUUAACAGAGUGUGCGCAAGAAGACGUUUGAUAGUAAUUUAUAUAUAUAUAGUGUGCAAAGGUUUCCCGUCGAGUAAAGAUACUUCAAGGUAUAACCUUGAAUGUUAAAUUAUAUUUCUACGGCAGCGCAAGCGUGUUAAGUACAGCUACAGUGCCACGUACCUUAAGAUAAUUCGUUGCUGGGCUAGUUGGUUCGUAGUAGUAAACUGCAGAGCGCAAAUUAGGUACGGGACAAAGAAGAACACACACUGCACAGGACAAGCGCUAACGAGCAAAGAAUAGCGCUUGUCCUGUGAUGUGUGUGCUCUUCUAUGUCGCGUACCUUAUUUGCGCUCUGAAGUUAACUAGCACCGUGUGCUUCGGCGUAAAACCGAGACGCAAUACGAAAUUCUGUGCUACAAAAUACCGUAUAAAUACUGCAAAAUACCGCAAACAAGGGCCACUGCGAGCAUAGACGAGCGAAUAUACUCGUUAGCAUUCGUUAAAGUGUUGAGUUAACAAGUCAAAUGGCAGGCUCUUUCACAACCGUUCCUACACCACAGCUGCAAUUCGAUUAUGCUUCGAGGGGGCUCUUUUAUUAGCUUCUGAAUAUCAAAGAACAGCAAUUGCUUAACGAAACGGCAAAUGAGGGCCGGGCUACGGCGUUCGUGCUGGGCGAGUGGUGUCCUCUAUCAUGGAUUUUCCUUCUGAGGCAAGUCAGUCACCGAUU